Dovyalis caffra is the source of this 1368-nucleotide messenger RNA. The record is from the annotation of a GenBank genome assembly. Lineage: Eukaryota; Viridiplantae; Streptophyta; Magnoliopsida; Malpighiales; Salicaceae.
AUGAAUGCCUAUGGUGUUUUGGAGCCUACGCUUAAUGAUAUACUUAAUGGGAUUCAACCUUCACGUGAGGAUUGGGUGGUGCGAUUUAAAAUCAUUGAAGAAUUAGACAAGGUUGUUAAAUCUGUUGAAAGUCUGAGAGGUGCAACUGUAGAGCCAUUUGGAUCAUUUGUGUCAAAUCUCUUCACUCGAUGGGGAGAUUUGGAUAUCUCCAUUGUAUUAUCUAAUGGUUCUCAUAUUUCAUCUGCUGGAAAGAAGCGCAAAAAGAAUUUACUUGAAGAUGUUCUGAAAGCAUUGAGACAGAAAGGUGAAUGGCACAGGUUGCAAUUUAUCCCAAAUGCAAGGGUUCCCAUUUUAAAAUUUGAGAAUGCUCGCAUCUCUUGCGACGUUUCAAUUGAUAACAUCCAAGGUUUAAUGAAGUCCAAAUUCCUUUUUUGGAUCAAUGAGAUAGAUAGGCGUUUUCGUGAUAUGGUCUUACUGGUCAAGGAAUGGGCCAACGCCCACAACAUAAAUAAUCCAAAGAAUGGGUCAUUGAACUCGUACUCUCUCAGUUUGCUUGUCAUAUUCCAUUUUCAGACUUGUGUACCUGCCAUUUUACCUCCUCUUAAAGAAAUAUACCCUAGAAAUGUUGUUGAUGAUCUUACAGGUGUGAGGGCUGAUGCAGAGAGAAAUAUUGGAGAAAUAUGUGCUGCUAAUAUAUCUAGAUAUAGAUCAAACAAAUUCGGAGCAGUUAAUCAAAGUUCUUUGUCUGAGCUUUUCAUUUCAUUCCUUGCAAAGUGUGAUUAUGAUGCAAUAAUGAACUUGACCCGUGGAAUAUGGAUACAAUUUGUUGAAAUGUCUGUUAUAAGAUUCUGUGAUAUAGCUUCAAAGACUGCAGAGAUUGAGGAUCCAUUUGAGCAGCCAGAAAAUACUGCAAGAGCUGUUAGUGCUGGAAACCUGAUGAAGAUAUCAGAAGCUAUUCAGACAACCUAUCAUAGACUUGUCUCGCGUAAUCAGAAUCAGAUUUCUCUUCUGGACACGUUAGUCAGGCCAAAAAUUGCACGAUUUAUUGCAGGAACACCAGUUGGGAACUCAAGCUAUACUGCUGGCCAUCCUGUUAGAACUCCAGUUGGGAACUCAAGCUACCAUCUUACGACUCGUUCACAAAAAAGCAGGUCCGUGUAUUCACCAUCACAAGCACAGGUUCAAACCCUUAACACAAGACAGGAAACUCAUCCCAACAAUUCGGGCAUGCAAAGAAAGGGAAGUCAUCCAAGCAGUUCAAACAACCAAAGACAGAAAAAUCAUAUAAACAAUUUGACUAAGGAACGACAUUUUCCGCAUCAUCUCAGCCAAGGGCAGCCAGUAUGGAGGCCUAAAUCUGAUCAAUAG